GGAUGCGGACAAACAAAUGGCACAAGAUGAUGUGCUUUUGCUGUCAGCCGAUUUGAAUCCAGAGUUCAAAUGGUCUCAUCGCAUCUUCAGUGUUUUCUCCAUCCGCUCUGCUUGCAGUUAGGCCGACAUUCAUCAAAGUCAUUAUGUCAAGCGCUACCUCCAGUGUGGCCCGAGUGGCUUAUUUGGCUUCGGAUAUCAUCGUAGAUUCCCAGCCCACCCUUCCAUCCACCUCACAAUUCGCAAAAGAGUAUAGCUCACUCUCUGCAACUUCCAGUCGACGUCCGACAAUCUUGUCGGUGCCCCUAGGCGGCGAUCCAGGGUCAACAUUACUCAGAAACGGAUCGGCUGCUGGACUCAUCUCGUUUACCUCUUCAGCAGCAGCACAGACUGUAAUCAGGCUUGUUCUGGAUGCCGCUGAACUUUCUUCACUUCCCCUUGUCUUGCAUCUUGCCGUGAAAAAUGACUUGUCCGAAGUCCUUUUGCUCCAUUCUGCCAUCCCUUUUUUCCUCGUCUCCAGAACCCCGCAACAAGCACACGAUAACUCACUCCUGGCAUCUCGGUUAGCACGGACGGAGAAGAAGGCAGUCGUGCAUGUCUUUUAUAACGCAGUAAAUGAUCCAGUGGAGGUAAUACCGGAGAGUGAGGUGCAGCCUUUCCUUCUCUCGGAGAAGCUUGCGUCGACCAAUGGAAUGAAUGGGCACAAUGGAAUGAACGAGCACAAUGGUCAUGCAAUCAGUGCAAAUGGCACCAAUGGUCUCAACGGUCAUUCAGCAACUAUAGUAUCUCCUGGCUCAGAGCUUUUCAAGCUUUACGAGCGCGCAGCGCUAUCUACGGUCGUUCGUAUUCGUCGCGCAUGCCCCCCGUUUUCUGUACAUGGUCCCAGCGAACCCCACACUGUCAUCUUUGGGUUGGGUGAUAUCCCUUCUGUGGAUAUCGACGGAGUGUCGAUUGUCUCACUCAGCUUGCUCACUCCCCUCCUCCCCUCCCGCAUACUCGAUGUCAUUCCACCAUCUGCAUCACGUGUCAUCAUUCUCGAGCAGCUGCAACGCUGGAACACUAAAUGGACGCCUUUGUACCUUGAACUUGUCAAUGCAAUUCAUCAGCGGGAAGUAGAGCAGCGACCCCACAUUCAGAGCGUUUACUUCAGUGACCCUGCUCAAGUGAUUCCCCUUGCAAUUUUGAAACUUCUCCAAGCAGCUCCCUCUUCUGCUCCAAUUCAACUUGGAAGCACCAGCACCUCCUCAAAUCUUUCGCUAGAAGUGCCACACGUACCCAAGCACGAGUCGUCUUAUACGAAGAUCUUGUCUCACGUCUUUGGCGAACGUCUCGAAGUUUCCAAUUCGCCUGACUUGGUGCUUAAACAAGGUGCUAUUGCCACCAGUCCGGAGUUUGCAUUGGGCCGCGUCCGAGGACAACUCGAUCAACGAAAUGAACUCACUCGCUCUGUGCAGAAGUUAUUGGAGGUUAAGGACAUCAGCCCCGAGCUGCAUAAACUUUGUAGCCAGUGGGUCCUUGUCAAGGACGACGAUGCCAAGAGUCGCUCGGUGGGAAAUGAACUCAUCACCGCUCUCGAGUCUUCAAAGUUCUCGAGUCCUAUCAUCGACCGCAUUCUUGCACUCCGUGCACACUUCCCCACACGCUCGAGAUGGAUCAUUGGCUCAGACGCCUGGUCUUACGAUCUUGGCGCCUCUGGUCUACACCACGCCAUCGCAUCCGGACUCAACAUCAACAUUCUCAUCAUCGACACCCUUCCCUACACAUCCCGCAACUCCGCCGAUCCACACCGCCGUAAGCAAGACGCCGGUCUGUAUGCAAUGAACCACGGCGAUGUUUAUGUAGCGAGUGUCGCAGUGUAUUCGUCGUAUGCUCAAGUACUGCAAGCAGUGAUGGAGGCGGACAGGCACAAGGGCCCCAGCGUCGUGCUCGCAUACCUGCCUUACCAAAAUGAGGAUGCACCAGCACUUGAGGUUUUGAAGGAGACCAAGCUCGCUGUCGACGCUGGGUACUGGCCGCUUUACCGUUGGGACCCUGUGAAGGAAGCACAAGGCAAAGAGCCAUUCGCGCUCGACUCGGACGCUGUGAAGAACGACCUACAGCAGUUCCUUGACAGGCAGAACCAUCUGUCACAACUCGUACGCUCCAAGCCCGAGCUUGCUACGGAACUGGUAAGCAGCUUGGGUGAGAAUGUGAAGGAGGCGAGAAGGAAGAAGGCACAACAGGCAUAUGAUGACUUGGUUGUCUCGCUUGAUGCACCACCGUUGGUAGUGCUGUAUGCAUCGGACGGUGGCACCGCAGAGAAGUUUGCGAAGCGAUUGGCCAACCGCGGUAAAGCCAGAGGCUUGUCAACAUCCAUCGGCACCAUUGACUCUAUGUCCAUCGAUACCCUCUCUCAAGAGGAGUAUGUGGCCUUCGUUACAUCUGUGGCAGGUCAGGGUGAGCCCCCACAGAACGGUCGGACUUUGUUCAAGGCGCUCAACGCUGCUGCUCUUCGUGGAGAGAAGCCCUUCUCGAAGCUUCGAUACUCGGUCUUCGCCCUUGGUGACAGCCACUACUGGCCACGCCCAGAAGAUGCUCACUACUACAACAAGCCGGGCAAGGACCUCGACGCUCGUUUGGAGCAGCUGGGGGGAGAGCGUUUUGCAGAUAUCGGGCUCGCUGAUGACCAGGAUGCAGAUGGACCAGACACCGGGUACAAAGUGUGGGAGCCCCUCGUGUGGAAAACGUUCGGUGUCGACAGCAUUGAAGUGAAAGAAGCAGAACCUGACCCGAUCACCAAUGAGCAUAUCAAGGCGGCCUCGGGUUACCUUCGCGGCACGAUUGCUGAGGGUCUCGAAGAUACUAGCACGGGCGCCCUCGAUCCCAGUGACACCCAGCUCACAAAGUUCCACGGUAUCUACCAACAAGAUGACCGCGACAUCCGUGACGAGCGUCAAGCUCAAGGAGUCGAACCUGCCUACAGCUUCAUGAUUCGCGUUCGCACGCCCGGUGGUGUGUGCACGCCUGAGCAGUGGUUACAAAUGGACCGGAUCGCUGAUGAACAUGGCAAUGGGACGUUCAAGAUCACUACAAGAGCGACAUUCCAGUUCCACGGUGUCAUCAAGCAACACUUGAAGCCUUCCAUUCAGGAAAUCAACAAGGUCUUGUUGGACACUUUAGCUGCGUGUGGCGACGUCAAUCGGAAUGUUAUCUGUUCCGCUAUUCCUUCUUUGUCCCGACUUCAUGCGCAGGUCUACAACUUCGCGAAGCUUGUCAGCGCUCACUUAUUGCCUAGAACAACAGCAUACCAUGAAAUUUGGUUGGACAAGAAAAUGGUUGCCGGUGAGGCUGUGAAGGACUUUGAGCCGCUCUACGGCGAGUUCUAUCUUCCUCGAAAGUUCAAAAUUGCAGUUGCGGUACCACCUACUAAUGACGUUGAUGUCUUUGCAAACGACUUGGGCUUCAUCGCCAUCGUCGAUGAGCAAGGAGAAUUGGCUGGUUUCAAUGUUGCUAUCGGUGGUGGCAUGGGAGUAACCCACGGCAAUAAGAAAACAUACCCUCGAGUUGCCGAUGUUAUUGGUUUCUGUACCGUCCAACAAGGUCCUGCCGUAGCAGAAAAGAUCAUGCUUACACAGCGCGACAACGGUAAUCGUGCAGAUCGCAAAAACGCUCGAUUGAAAUACACUAUUGACCGAAUGGGACUGGAUGCAUUCAAAGCAGAGGUUGAGAGUCGACUUGGUUAUCCAUUGGCUCCAGCACGAUCAUACACGUUCGACCGCAACAUCGAUGACUUUGGCUGGUCAACGGGAGAUGAUGGCAGGCACCACGUUAUGCUCUUCAUCGAGAACGGGCGUAUUCAGGACGAGCCCGACCGUGAUUUUAAAACUGGUCUUCGCGAAAUUGCCAAAAUACACAAGGGCACAUUCCGUCUGACCGCGAACCAGCAUAUUAUGGUCUCAGAAAUCUCUACGGAAGACGUGCCCGAGAUCAAGAGAAUACUCGCCAAAUACAAGUUGGACAACUUGAACCACACUGGUUUGCGGCUGUCGUCAUCGGCUUGUGUGGCUUUCCCGACGUGCGGUCUCGCAAUGGCUGAGUCUGAGCGUUAUCUGCCAGUACUCAUUGACAAGGUCGAGAAAGUCUGUGAGGAGAAUGGGCUUCGCAACGAUUCCAUUGUCAUGCGGAUGACUGGUUGCCCCAACGGCUGCGCAAGACCAUAUGUCGCUGAGGUCGCCUUCGUAGGCAAAGCGCCUGGAUCUUAUUCCAUGCUUCUUGGUGGUGGAUACUACGGCCAGCGCCUGAACAAGAUUUACCGGGAAACAGUAUCGGAACCCGAGAUCCUCGCCAUCCUUAAACCUAUGAUCAAGCGAUAUGCGCUCGAGCGAAACGAGGGCGAGCAUUUUGGUGACUUUGUCAUCAGGGCGGGAUACAUUGCUCCAACAACAUCCGGGAAAGAGUGGUACGAAGGCAUGGGCGGAGAAGGGCAGUAUCGUGAGGCCGCCGCCGCCGCAUGAGGUCCUCGACCUUUUACAAUCGCUACAUCUAUGAGAUAUAUUUUUGGGUAUCAAGUCACCUUACAACUUGCUGGUCAUGGAAUGACGUAUGAAAUUGAGAUGUCCAUUCGAACACUGUAUCGUAUGUGCCACAUAAAAUCAUCUCACUCUAAUUCCUAUUGCUUGCUAACCUUAGCUUCUGCGAGUGACUCCUUCACGGCGCUGAUAACCUUGUCAAUGUCCCCUCGACUAGGGUCAACUACAGAAACACCCAUGUGCCUG
Suillus plorans is the source of this 4751-nucleotide messenger RNA. RefSeq lists its product as uncharacterized. The record is from RefSeq and is a predicted model, not a curated record. The transcript is spliced from 8 exons. Gene Ontology annotation, cellular component: sulfite reductase complex (NADPH). Gene Ontology annotation, molecular function: 4 iron, 4 sulfur cluster binding; NADP binding; sulfite reductase (ferredoxin) activity. Bases 144 to 4490 code for a protein of 1448 amino acids. Gene Ontology annotation, biological process: sulfate assimilation; amino acid biosynthetic process. Lineage: Eukaryota; Fungi; Basidiomycota; Agaricomycetes; Boletales; Suillaceae.